Molecule: messenger RNA, 2187 nt
Organism: Octopus bimaculoides (California two-spot octopus)
Lineage: Eukaryota; Metazoa; Mollusca; Cephalopoda; Octopoda; Octopodidae
Product: sodium/glucose cotransporter 4
Biological process (GO): transmembrane transport
Cellular component (GO): plasma membrane
Molecular function (GO): D-glucose:sodium symporter activity
Source: RefSeq, a predicted model, not a curated record
UAUAUUUAUGUUCAGAGUUCACGGAAAAACCGAAGCAGUACCAGUGGAUAUUUCAUGGCUGGCAGGAACAUGAGUUGGAUGCCUGUUGGAGCUUCUCUGUUUGCCAGUAACAUUGGGAGCAUCCAUUUUAUUGGUCUGGCUGGUUCAGGAGCAGCAGCGGGCAUAGCAGUUGGAGUAUUUGAAAUAAAUGCCAUGUUUGUCCUCCUUCUGAUGGGAUAUAUAUUUCUGCCUGUUUAUAUAUCUGCUGGGAUUUAUACCAUGCCUGAAUACCUGAAAUUGCGUUUUGGUGGCCGAAGAAUCCAACUUUGUAUGGCUAUUCUCUCUAUUAUCGUCUAUGUGUUUACAAAAAUCUCAGCUGACCUUUAUGCUGGAGCACUCUUUAUAAAACAAGCUUUGAACUGGGACUUGUACCUGUCAUUGCUUCUGAUUUUGGUAAUUUCAUCAAUAUUUACCAUUAGUGGUGGACUGACAGCUGUAAUAUGGACUGACUUCAUGCAGUGUUUCAUUAUGCUCGCUGGUGCUAUAGCCCUUAUGAUUUUAAGUUUCAUUAAAGUUGGUGGCUAUCAUGCCAUGGUAGAAAAGUACCCUCAAGCUAUUCCUAACACAACUUUGAUGGACAAUACAACCAAAUGUGGUUACCCAAGAGAAGAUUAUAUGCAUCUUUUCCAUUCUUAUGAUGCAGAUGAUAUUCCUGGACCUGGUGUUAUAGGAUUGACCAUUAAUUCUAUUUGGUACUGGUGCUCUGAUCAGGUCCUUGUUCAGAGAGCCCUUGCUGCUAAGAACUAUGACCACAGCAAAGCAGCUACAGUAUUUUGUGGAUAUCUCAAAAUUUUACCAUUAUUUCUUCUCAUUUUCCCUGGAAUGAUUUCUCGAAUUUUAUAUAAAGAUACUGUUGGCUGUGCUGAUCCAGAGGUUUGCAUGAGUGUUUGUGGUAGUGAAACAGGUUGUAGCAAUAUUGCAUACACCUCACUAAUAUUGGACCUGCUACCAGACGGUUUACGAGGUUUGAUGCUGGCCAGUAUGGUUUCAGCCCUUAUCACAUCACUUACCUCUAUUUUCAACAGUUCAAGUACGAUAUUUGCGCUGGAUAUUUGGUCGUUCUUCCGCAAAAAAGUUUCUGAUAUCGAAAUGAUUAUUGUUGGACGUAUAUUCAUCCUGUUUCUGGUGAUUAUCAGUGUUCUCUGGAUUCCAAUCAUCCAAAUAUCUCAAGGAGGAGACCUCUUUGUCUACAUCCAAGUGAUAUCCAGUUUCACCCAACCACCUAUUUGUGCUGUCUUUUUACUUGCUCUGUUUUGGGGCAGACUCAAUGAGAAGGGUGCCUUCUUUGCUUUAGUCUUUGGAAUGCUGGUUGGUCUGAUCCGCUUCAUUGUUGAAUAUUACCAUCUAGUGCCUCCUUGCUUCAAGAACCUUCCGGAUCCAAGACCAGAUGUUGUGAAAAACUUUCACUUCUUGUAUUUUUCCAUUUUUCUGUUUGGAUUUACUUUGUUUUCUGCUGUUGUCAUCAGUCUUCUGACAGAACCAAUUGAUCCUCGUUGUUUGGUACGUUUAACUUGGUGGACUCGACAUAGUAAAGAGCCUCGAAUGGAAAUAGAUGAUGAAACAACUUCAGCUUCUGCGACAAUGAUAAAUGACAAAGAUGAAAAGAAUGAGAACGGUUAUAGUAAUCCUCUCAGAAACAUGUCUCCCAAAUCUAAUCUUCAUGUUGAUCAUCCAAAUGGGAAAGACUUUGAUGAUAUCAACUCAGGUAGCGAAGAUGCUGAAAAUCGUAAAGCCAGAGUUUACAGUAUGGAUAUUGUAACAGCAAUUACCCCUGUACCUUGCUGGAAGAAAUUCAUGUAUAGGAUAUGCUGUUUCCAAGAGCAAAGUGCCACUCAACCCAAACAAAUGACUACUGAUUUUCUGGAGGAGCGUUCCAUAGAAGAAAAUCGCAAAUGGAGACUAACAACUUCAAUUUUGUCUGUUGCUCUUCUCAUAAUUGCCUGCUUUCUUAUGAUAUAUUUUGCUUAAUUUAUUCAUUAUGCUUAGAUGCAGUGGGAGCAUUUACAUAAAUUUUUUUUCUUUAAGUAUUUGAUUAAGUGUUUUUCUAACAGGUUCUUGUAUAUUUUGUUAUAUAACAGUAUUAAUUUUGUAGUGUGUUUGCUACAAAUAAAAUUUGAUAUUUGUAUAAAAAAAAGAAAAGAAACUACA